This is a messenger RNA of Epithele typhae, 2646 nucleotides long. RefSeq lists its product as uncharacterized. The transcript is spliced from 4 exons. Gene Ontology annotation, molecular function: protein binding. The record is from RefSeq and is a predicted model, not a curated record. Gene Ontology annotation, cellular component: nucleus. Lineage: Eukaryota; Fungi; Basidiomycota; Agaricomycetes; Polyporales; Epitheliaceae. The coding region runs from base 1 to 2646 and encodes 881 amino acids.
AUGCCUUUCUCCCGCUACCUCCAGUCCAACGAGCGCGAGCAGUCCCGCGCCCGCGACGACGACCUCGACCCCGCCACCUUCUCCAACAACGUCCACUUCCAGCUCCCCAACCUCAUCUUCAACGCCCCCACCGUCCCCCCAGGCGGAGGUGCAGAGGCCCUCCCUGCCGGGCUCUACCCCCCUCCUCCUCCCUCGCCUGCCCACUCCCUCCCCGUCUCCCAUUUCGCACCCCAUCAACCGCUCUCCGUCCCCUCCGCCCUCGGCCUCCCCAUCUACUCGGCCUCCGGCUUUGAUCUCCUCUCCCUCCUCGCCCGCGUCGUCACCCGCCCGUUUCCCAAGAUCUGCCUCGGUCCUGUCGAUCUUUCCUGCUCCUUUGUCGUCACAGACACCCGUCGCUUCGAUGCCCCGAUAGUCUACGCGUCCCCCUCCUUCUUCAAGCUCACCGGCUAUGCCGAGCACGAGGUCAUCGGUCGCAACUGCCGCUUCCUCCAGUCUCCCGGCGGCCAGCUCCAGAGAGCCGACGAACGCGCCCACACUUCUCCCGACGCCGUCUCUCUCAUGCGCAGGAACAUCAUCGCAGACAAGGAGUGCCAGGUCAGCAUCAUCAACUACCGCAAGGAUCGCUCCGCCUUCAUCAACAUGGUCUCCGUCAUCCCCCUCCGUGGAGGCGUCCAUAACUCUCCUGACGAAGCCGACGACAUCGUCUACCACGUCGGUUUCCAGGUAGACCUCACAGAGCAGCCAAAGUCCAUCCUCAGCAAGCUCAAGGACGGCACCUACGUCGUCAACUACUCCGACAAGCCCGUCGCCCCCGCCUCCCUCGCCUCUCGUGACUGGCGCACCUCCUCCAUGUCAAUGCGCGGCAUGUCCAAGGACCUCCGUAGUCUUCUCGCCGAUUCCGCUUUCACCUCCUCCUUCCACCUCUCCUCCUCCACCCACGCCUCCACUGCUGUCGCUCUCUCCAACUCUCCCCCAGUGUCCGUCGCUCUCGAUCCUUUCGACGGCAACAAGCCCCUCCAUAUCUACCUCCUCGACCGCACCCCUGACUUCCUCCACGUCGUCUCUCUCAAGGGUGCCUUCCUCUACGUCGCACCCGCCGUCCGUCACGUUCUCGGCUACGACCCCGACGAGCUUGUCGGCCGCUCUCUUGCCGAUUUCUGCCACCCAGCUGACUCCGUUCCUCUCAUGCGCGAGCUCAAGGAGGCCUCGGCUGUACCCGGCGUGGCCGCCGCCACCUCUGGCGCCCCACCACCAUCGACGACUCCCUCUGCCCCCGCUGCGGACGGAACGCCCUCCGCCGCCGCUCCUCGUCCAGUCGACCUGCUCUUCCGCAUACAAGCCAAGGGCCGGGGAUACGUCUGGAUCGAAUGCCGCGGUCGUCUUCAUGUCGAGCCGGGCAAAGGACGCAAAGCUAUCAUUCUCAGCGGCCGAGCUCGGAGCAUGCCGCAUCUGCUAUGGGGCCCCAUUGCCAACGCAGGCGGACUGGUCUCCCCCAUCCCUCGCCCUCUCCAGCCACCAUCGUCCUCGUCCACUGCCGACGGCUCGGAGGACCCAGCGGCGCGCACACCGGAACGGGAAUUCUGGGGUCUCCUCAGCGCCCAGGCGACCUUCCUCUCUGUCGGCACCGCCGUUCGCGACGUGCUCGGGUGGGGAGCGCCGGAGAUGAUCGGCAAGCGACUCGCGGACGUCGUGAGCGGGACGUCCGCACACGAGGUCGGCCGCGCGAUCGACGUUGAGAUGACGAAGGUGGUGGCCGGCAACGGCGAAUACGCCGGCCUCGCCUGCGACGUGCACACCAAGGAGGGCGGUACCGUCCCCGUCCAUGUCGUCCUCUACUGUUCUGCGCCCGCCCAAGCCCUCGCCGAGGCUGCCACCCAGGUGACCCAUGGCGUCCGCCCGAGCGUCCAGGCCCCGAUCGUCUGCCAGGUCAAGCUCUACGACGGCGCCGCGCCCCCGCAGCGGUCUGCCAUUGUCCACGCACACGAUCAGAGCGUGUACGAUGAGACGGACCUGGAGCGCGGCAGCAGCUGGCGGUACGAGCUGCAGCAGCUCAAGUUCCGCAAUCAGCGGCUCGUCGAGGAGAUCACCGCGCUCGAGGCGAGCAUCAUCAAGAAAAUCCGGCGCAAGCAGACCUCGGCCGCGCUCGGCGGUGUAAACGGCGGGCGAGGGUCGGCGGGCCCGCGGCUGACCAUCAGCUUCCCGCAGGCGCAGCAGUCGCCUGCUGGCCAGAGCAAGCCCCCGCCGCUGUCGACGUCGCUCAACGUGCGCUUCGUGCCCGACACGUCGGGCAUGCCGCACAGCGCGGGCGCAGGGCCGUCGCCGUCAUCGCGGGACCCGCCUACGCCUGUCGCUCAGAUAGGGCACCGGCGACCGUACGCAGCGGCCGGCGCACAUCCAGCUCCCGCCGCCAGUGCUGCACGGGAUGAGCGGGCAGGGCCCGGGGUACGAGCACCUAUUGGGCAGAUGCCGCUGCGGAUGCAGCAGCACUCCGCGGCCGAUUCUACACUGCACGGGUGGAGUUCAUACCCCUACGGGGCGGGCGGUGGCAGACGCGGGCGGGAAUGGGUAUGGGUGCUGCCGAUGAAGCGGUCGUGGGACGCGUCCAUGCAGGACUCAGGCGGCGGAGUGGGCGGGGGUGGGGCGUAG